UACAUUUAUCCUAUAUAAUUCACUAUUUCAAUCAUAAAAACCAGAAUUCCGUUCUCUUGUAACUCUACACCUGGCUCUACACCGUCUGCUCCAUUAGCGUCAAAUAGAAUGCAACUCUAAAAUCAAAGAAUCCAUGUUAAAUUAUUAAACGGCUGUUGUCUGCAGACGCUCAUUGAAUAUUGACGUUUGGAGGUUAGGUCAUUUGUUAACAACAGAGUUGUUAAUAAUGUUUUAAUAUAGAAAUUUUUAAUUUUAAGGACAAUAAUUUUAUAUUUCCAAGCUGGAAAUAUAUUGCGAUACUGCCAUGAAGCAUAGCACAUAAAAUGAUAAGAUGUAUAUUUUCCCGAUCAUUUUCCUAGUACGAGAGAUGGAAUUGAAAUAAUUGAUAUAGAUGUUAUAUUUAUUCACCCAUAAUGUUCAAUGAAUCAGACUUUCUAGCUGAUUUAGCUUCUAUACCUCCAGAUCCCCCAUUUAUGAGGAAUGUCUGCAAUGAAUGUCAUCGACCAUCGACAGUUUGCUAUUGCAGUUCAUUACCAAAUCCACGAUUGUGCCCUCACAGUAGAAUAAUACUCCUGCAACAUCCUGCAGAGGAAAAGAGGUGCCUUAGAACUGCCACUAUGUUACAAUUAAGUCUAGAAGCCAAUAAAUGCCUCACGUUCAAAGGAAAACGAUUUCCUGGGCGCCACGAUGAAUUAAAUGAAAUCCUAACCGAAACAAAUACAUUGUUACUGUAUCCCAGUCCAUCUGCGGUGGAUAUAACGGAGAUAGUUAAAGAUGGCGUUCAUUCGUCAUACAACAUUGUCAUUAUCGAUGGAACUUGGCCACAGGCGAAAGCAAUAUACACAGCUAGUCCUAUUUUACACAGUAUCAAACAAAUAAAAAUUCUUGAUAUCGAUAUAAGCAGAUACAUCAUCAGAACACAACCAGCUGAUGGAUGCUUGAGUACUCUAGAAACUGCUGCUUUGACAUUGUCUCUUCUAGAAAAGAAUGGAAUAUAUAAAAAUGAACUUCUCAAGCCUCUCCAAACGAUGUGCGAGUAUCAGAUUCAAAACGGAGCAGUUUCUCACCAAAGCAAGGAGUUUCGAAUUAAAAAUAAUUCAUACCCUAAAUUGAUUGGCAAAAGGUUGAACAAAGUACUGAGAAAUGCAGAUUCCAUGAGGAAUUCUUGAUUUUAGAGAAAAUUUUAAUAGAUAGUGACCAUAUAUGUUUAUAUGAAUAAACUUUGAAAACUAUUUACAGUAA
This is a messenger RNA of Leptinotarsa decemlineata (Colorado potato beetle), 1242 nucleotides long. It is a transcript of the gene Dtwd2, whose product is annotated as DTW domain containing 2. The record is from RefSeq and is a predicted model, not a curated record. NCBI's taxonomy places the organism in Eukaryota, Metazoa, Arthropoda, Insecta, Coleoptera, Chrysomelidae.